GACUUUCCACCUGUCGGAGGUAUACAGCCUGAGCGAGAGGGCCGUUGACACUGGCACCGACAGACCCCCCAGAGGCUGCAGUUUGACCCACAUUAGUUCACCCCGUGACGGGGACAGCGGGGGGGGGGGAGAAGGCCAUGAACUGGGAGCCCGCAGCCUUCGGUAACAGCGGUGUGUGUGUGUGAGAGGGGAAGAUGCAGACGGAGAUAGGGGAACCCGCGUCCCCGAGCUGGUGGAAACUCACCUUCCUCCGCAAGAAGAAGAGCAGCGCGAAGGUGCUGUACGAGAUUCCCGGGGAGCGGGGCUGUCCCGACAGUAAGGAGGGUGGCGGUGGGACCGAGAGCCGGGCCAACUCGGAGCUGGAAGCCCGCCUGGAGAAAAUCGUGGACAAGAACACCAAAGGCAGGCAUGUGAGGGUCUCCAACUCGGGCAGGUUCAAAGAGAAGAAGAAAGUCCGGACCAGUCUGUCCGAAAGCCCCGGCUUCUACAACGAUUCAGGCAACAGCGGCGGGGCGCAGUCGUGAACCUCCCGCCGGGAUCGAUCCCCCAACCACCUUCCCUCCCCCCUCCACCCCAAGCCUUUCCCGGGAGGGCUACAGACCCGGCACCGUCCAGAAACGAGAGGCUUCUCCUGCACUAAAUGGAAGAAAUUGGUUCCUCUAACUGUGCUCAGGAUCGAGCCGUGCCUUCUGAUUUUAAAGGGUUCAUACCUGCAACCUACUUCCAGGGGUCACUGUUUCCCUCCCCAAAUCCCACCGCCCCCACCCACUUUAAAGAUGAACCGACUUGGAAUCCUCCCCAAUUUCAAAAGCAUCAUGUUUUUUUUAAACUCCGAACAGUUUAUCUGCAGGAAAGGAGAUUGUGGGUUCUCGGUUUGAGUUUUGGAACAACGCCAGGGUGUGGGGCUCCCCUCGUCGUGAGAUUCCCGGAAAGCUGGAGUGUGGAAGGCCUGGAGAGAAAGCGGCUGGGGGUUGCUGGAGCUCGACUCCGGGAGGGACACGCUAUCCCACCGGGGUGCGGAGGUUGUAACUGAAUAUUUCACCCUGACAUUGCACUACAUUGCGUGUGCGUGAGAAGAUUCACCGUUUCUUUUUUUUGGGGACAAUAAUGAGGAUUUGAGGCGAUGGGGUGGGGGGCGCACAAGGAGUGACUCUCUUUGAAAAGGAACUAGGAGAAGACUUGCAUGUGCAAAAAUAACACAUUGGAUUGUAAUUGUUACAGAGAUAGUAGGGACUGCCGAUGCUGGAGAAUCUGCAUUUGGUCCGCAGUGAAUGUUAGAGAAACUGGGACCCAGCUUUUGUGUGGGAGCUACUGAGUGUACAGUGUAAUUGUAGGAUUUCGGGGGAAAUGCUGAGUGGCAGCUUGUGAACGGGGGCUGGGGCGAGGUUCCGAAGCCCCGUUUUUAAAGCUGAUUUAUAAUUAAAUGACCUGAAUCGACUAUGACUCUGUCAGCUUUUAACAGUUUUAAUUGUGUGAAAUGCCUUGAGCCAUGUGACUUUAUUAAAGGUGCCGUAUAAAUGCAAGUUCUAUUCAGUCAUAGGCUUCGCGGGUAGAAAUCUAAUCGAAAUUCUCAGAUUUGUAUGUAUACAGGUGAGAGAGAGAAUGAUUGAGGUGAAGGAGGCUGUACGAGCCGAAUGGCCUACUGCCACCGCCCCCCGCCCCGCUCCAUGAAACCAUGCCUUCUAAGAAGUUUCAAAUGGUUGAGAAACAAAAAUGUGCUAAAUUAAAAACAACAAAAUACUUAAGGUGCUAGAAAUCUGCAAUAAAAAUACAAAGUGCUGGAGAAACCCAGCAGCUCUGGCAGAAGCUGUGGAGAGAGGGAAAACCGCUUAUGUUUCGGUACCGUUCAUAGAACAGAUUUUGAAACAGCUCAGAAGAGUCAUUACUGGACACAGCAUUAACUCUGCUUCUUCCUCCACAGACCAGCAGAAUUUCUCCAAUUUUAUUGAGAUCUAGAAAGUUUUAUCAAAAAAGUCCUUCCUGGCUGUGAGCACUGAAUGAUGUCUGGAUCGGACAGCUCAUCAGGAUAAAAUGCACAGGAAACAUGACCCGGUUUAGAUACUCAGUAACAAAACUGGAGCAGGACUUCAGAUCAGACCCUUCAGACUCAGAUGGUUAAAUAAAUAUCCACAUUCAUCUCUUUUGCAUGGUAGGUUUUUUCUACCAUAAAUAUUGUGUGUUGUUCGAAGGUGUCACGAUAGUCACACCUGUGUCUAGUCAGUGAGUUCUGUUGGGCAACACUGAGUUAGCAGAUCAGCACAAAAUCCAGCAACUUAGUCAAGGUAUCACCCCCCAUGAGUAUUAACAUAUUCACCUUUGUGGUGUCUGAGACACAUGUCCCAUAACUUUGUAAAAACGGACAGCCAGCUUAUGUGCAAAAUUGAGAGGAAGGACAUUCACUUUGUAAAUUAAAAUGAAUGUGUCAGUUUGUGACUGAGGCCAAUAUCUGGCCUUAAAUAGAGGCUCAAUAUUGGAAUCCUACAAUAAGUUAAAUGGUAUCACUGCCUUUCGCAGAGUUGGCCUUUCUCUCCAGCUAUUUGGGAGCUAAGGCCAGCCAAGGGCAAUAGACAGGCCUGUAAUUUGGGUGCAAUGAUAAUAGGGUAAAUUUGUAUCUAUAUCGCACCUUGUAUGACUGUGGGACCAAAAUGUUUUCUAGCAAAAAUGUUUUGAGGUUCCUCUUCAUUUAUUAAUAUUUUGAAUUGAUUAUUAAAGUGAUGAUGGUUUAAUGGUCACCCCCAGAGACUAGCUUUUUUCAAAAAAUUGGAGAUUUUCUUAAUUGAAUUUGAAUUCCAGUAGGUGCCAUGGUGGGAUUUGAACUCAAUGAGAUUCCAGAUGUGGGUUGUCGUACUUCUGAUUUGAAAAAUGAAUAAUAUACAUCACCAGCCAUGUGACCUCAAUAUUAUUUACAACCAUGGUAUAUUGGUGAACCAUACUGGGUCUCUUGUAUUUUUCAUUGUACAAAACAUCAGAGUUUGUGCAAUGUAUUCGUUUUGGUAACUGAAGGGUGGCAGAUCUUUCUAUCAAAGAUGUGCAUUUAUUUAAAUUUUUUUAAUGUUUUUAACACCCUUGUAUUUAUUUCAUUUAGUACAGUCACUGGUUAUGGAUUUUGUACAUUGUACCAACGUGCUCAUAGCAAGCUUCCACAAACAGAAGCGCAAAUUACUGCAUUAUCCAUUUCAAUGAUAUUGAAUGAAGGUUAAAUAUUGGCCCAGGAUACCAAGUAGAGCUCCUGGUCUCUGUCUCUCUGAAGUUGUGUCAUGCAUUCUUUUCCCAUCCACUUGAAAGGGCAGGUGGCAUUUCAGUUUAACAUACCAUCCAAAAGAACCAGGAGUACUUUUUAAGCAUUAUUUGGUGGGUGUGGAUAUUGCUGGCGAAGCUGGCAUUCAUUGACUGUCCCUAAUUGUCCUUCAAUUGAGUGACUUCCCAACCUCUGAAGAGGGCAAUUAAGAGUCAACCACAUUGCUGUGGGUCUGGAGUUACAUGUAGGCCAGACCAGGGGAGGAUGGCAGAUUUCCUUCCCUGAAGGAUAGUAGUGAGCCAGAUGGGUUUUGACAAUAAGCACCAAUAGUUUCUGGAUCACCAUUUUGAGACUAGAUUUCAAUUUGAGAUUUAUUAAUUGGAUAUAAGUUCCACCAGUUGCUGUGGUGGUCUUUGAACCUAUGUUCCCAAAGCGUUAGCCAGGCCCUCUCCAUUCAUGCUAGUCCAGUGACAAUGCCACUACAUCACUAUCUUCCAGUUCCUCUUGAGAAGGGCAGAACUCAUUUCUGCAAUGAAAUAUCAACCUACUGAAUGUGUUUGAGCAUCUUGAGCAAAACGUUGAUCCACAAGCUUCUGAGUUUGGUUAAGUCAAUAUCCGUAAGCUGGAGCUUCAGCCCUUUGAGUCCACUCCUCCAUUCAAUGAGAUCAUGGCUGAUUUGAUAAGCCUCACCUCCACUUUCUUGCCUGUUUCCUGGAACGAUUUUUUGUUUACUGUUUAAAAGUCUGUCCCAGCGCCAAAUAUACUUAAUGACCCAGCCUCACAUUUAUUGCCUGCAAGGUGUUUCCUAUGGAAGGCUUUUGUGGUACAAUGGUAGUGUCCCUGUUGCUGAGCUAGGAGACCUGGAUUUGAGUCCCACCUGCUCCAGGGGUAUGUGAUAACAACUCUGAGAAGUUGGUUUGAAAAAUUACAUUUAAAAAGUGGUGUUUUCUACUUCAAAUGUUGUAUUGUUCAUAAAAAUGUUAC
Messenger RNA from Stegostoma tigrinum, 4222 nucleotides. RefSeq names its product proline-rich protein 15-like protein. The coding region runs from base 195 to 524 and encodes 109 amino acids. The record is from RefSeq and is a predicted model, not a curated record. Lineage: Eukaryota; Metazoa; Chordata; Chondrichthyes; Orectolobiformes; Stegostomatidae. The transcript has a single exon.